Capronia coronata CBS 617.96 is the source of this 2034-nucleotide messenger RNA. RefSeq lists its product as uncharacterized. The coding region runs from base 1 to 2034 and encodes 677 amino acids. The transcript has 2 exons. NCBI's taxonomy places the organism in Eukaryota, Fungi, Ascomycota, Eurotiomycetes, Chaetothyriales, Herpotrichiellaceae. Gene Ontology annotation, cellular component: fungal-type vacuole; membrane. The record is from RefSeq and is a predicted model, not a curated record. Gene Ontology annotation, molecular function: endopolyphosphatase activity; exopolyphosphatase activity. Gene Ontology annotation, biological process: polyphosphate catabolic process.
AUGGUCCGCUUCACGGCCGCCCUGCUGCUACUGUUCACGGCUUUGACGGCAGCUGCGCCUACGGAAUUGCCCUCCCAGGUGGAUGGUCUUCAACAAGUGAUUGCAGAGCCGUCCAAAUCGCAGCCUCCUCCUAGACCGCUGCAGGGAAGGUUCUUACACAUUACAGACAUCCAUCCCGAUCCUUUUUUCCUAGCGCAUUCCGACCCGGACGAGGCUUGUCAUCGAGGUAAAGGUUCUGCAGGAUACUAUGGUGCAGAAGUGACCAGUUGCGACUCACCUUUCUCCCUGGUCAACGCCACGUUCAGGUGGAUCAAAGAGCACUUCAAAGACCAGGUGGACUUUGUGAUUUGGACCGGGGACUCUGCUCGACACGACAAUGAUGAUAGCAUUCCCCGAACAGAUAAAUCCGUCAUCAGGCUCAACCAAUUUAUCGUGGACAAGUUUGUCGAGGUGUUUGGAAAGUCGGACAAUGUGGACGAUCCUGAUCCGACCAAUGAUUUCGUCGUCCCAAUCGUCCCUACCUUCGGAAACAACGACAUCCUCCCUCACAAUAUCUUUCAGCCUGGCCCUAACAAGUGGACCCGUUCAUACAGUGAGAUCUGGCAAAAAUUCGUCCCGCAGGCGCAGCGUCAUUCAUUUGCAAGAGGAGGAUGGUUCUUCACCGAAGUCAUACCGAAUAAACUGGCGGUCUUCAGCCUGAACACCCUGUACUUUUUCGAUUCCAAUUCGGCGGUUGAUGGGUGUGACUCCAAGAAUGACCCCGGAUAUGAGCAUAUGGAAUGGCUGCGAGUGCAGUUACAGUUUAUGCGGGAGCGAGGCAUGAAAGCUAUUUUGAUAGGGCACGUCCCACCUGCGAGAACAGAGAGCAAGCAAAGCUGGGAUGAGAGUUGCUACCAGAAAUACACGUUAUGGAUGCGCCAGUAUCGCGAUGUCAUUGUCUCGUCGAUGUUUGGCCACAUGAACGUCGACCACUUUAUGUUUCAAGAUGUGAAGGAUCUGGUCUACAAGUUCGACAUCGAUGGCAUCGAUGAUGAAUUCACCCGACCGGGUGGACUCUUCCCCGAAUCACACGACGAUACAUUGACCAUUGCGGCGAAAACGCAAUAUUUGAAUGAAUUGCGGGUUAAGUGGUCUAACCUUCCCCGACCUCCACCAGGUUAUUCGUAUCUUACGCCGGGAGAUUAUGAGUCUUCGGAGAUACCUGAGAUCGAGAAGCAGAAGAAAAAGAAGAAAAAGCAUGGUAAGAAGAAACAGUUGGAAGAGUUUCUGAAAGACAUCGGGGGUCUAUGGGGUGAGAGGUUCAGCGUGAGUCUCGAUUCGCCCAGUGUGGUACCUAACUUCUUUCCGACAUUGCGAAUUGUGGAUUACAACAUUACGGGCAUGGAGCGUGAUCAUCCGGCUCCGAAGGCGAUAGGGAGUCCUGUGAAGGAGUCCGAAGUGGGUUCCACCGUCGAUCUUGCAGAUGCUCUGUUCGAUGUGAAUGACAACCAUCUGAGUCUCGACCAAGGCGCAGAAGAUGACGUUCACAAUCUGAAGAAGAAAAAGAAAAGAAAGGGCAAGAAAAAGAAGCACCGCAAGAACAAACCCAAAUUCCCUGUUCCGAAACCGCCUCCAAAGACUUUACCGCCAGGGCCAGGCUACUCACCUCAGCCGUUGUCUCUGCUGUCUUAUACUCAGUACUUCGCCAAUCUGACUGAUAUCCACGAAAGGAUGCAUUCGGAUAAGAAGUCGAAAGAUCCCUUCAAACAUUUCCACUAUCGGAAACUCUACACGACCAAUAAUGACAGUCACUAUCAGAUGCCAGAUCUGACCGUGCGAUCAUGGUUGGAUCUCGCGGAGAGGAUAGGCCGGGAUAAGUUGUCCAAGUCGGACGUGCAGUCGACUGAGGAGCGGCAACCGCAGUCGGAAGUUGAAAGCAGUCGGAAAAAAGACAAGGAAAAGCAGACGGCCAAGAACCACCUCUGGAAGGUGUUUGUCAAAAGAGCCUUUGUCUAUACCAAGCCGGAUGAUGAGAUUGAUCAGGAUUUUGGAUAA